Messenger RNA from Drechmeria coniospora, 213 nucleotides. RefSeq lists its product as uncharacterized. Lineage: Eukaryota; Fungi; Ascomycota; Sordariomycetes; Hypocreales; Ophiocordycipitaceae. The transcript has a single exon. The coding region runs from base 1 to 213 and encodes 70 amino acids. The record is from RefSeq and is a predicted model, not a curated record.
AUGGCCAACCUCUUGUUUCUUGCUUUCGGCCCGUCACUUUGGCUGCAGAGCGCCGUCCGUGAACCGAACACUGUUCUCGAGUCCAUCCGUCGCGCUUCCAGAGCCCGAGUAAAGACGCGAAAGCGCCGACAGCACGGCAACAAGCGGUCAUCUCCGCAAGCUCCCGUCAUCUCGCGGGCCCCGACAACUACCGUGCGCUGGUGGUGCAUGUGA